Vitis vinifera (wine grape) is the source of this 1097-nucleotide messenger RNA. Its product is annotated as proton pump-interactor BIP103-like. The coding region runs from base 428 to 835 and encodes 135 amino acids. The record is from RefSeq and is a predicted model, not a curated record. The transcript has 4 exons. Lineage: Eukaryota; Viridiplantae; Streptophyta; Magnoliopsida; Vitales; Vitaceae.
UGUUUGAGUUGGUCCUUGAGUCGUUUAAGCUACAAGGAUCAGGGUCUGAAAGCAAGCAUUGCUUACAAGAGGAGGCAGCUCGACCCUCUGCAAGUAGCUCUAGACAAAUUGUGUUGUGGAAAGAAAGCAUACCAAGUUGGACCUAUCUUUUCUGGGGGAGAACUUAAUCCUUUUAGCUUGCAUCACAGGAUGCUGCAUAAGACCAAAAAUUGAGCUGAGGAGAAGCAGCUACUUAGAGAAAUAAAUGCAAGCCAAAGGACGGCUGUUAGUUCAUGUCUUUCGUUGGAAGAGCUUAACUAUAGUGUAAGAUUGAACUCCGAAUUCGUGAACAAGUAAAGACUUGGCCAUUUUGGUUUUGUAAGCUUUUGACUUCUUUUCCCCCCUCUUUGGGGUCUUCUUGGAGCAGAUCCACUCUUCAUACCAAAGGAUGGAAUCAUUGGAAUGCGAGAGAAGAAGUUCAGCUGAGAAAAAGCACUUCCUCAGAGAGAUCAGAGAACUUGAAGUGAAAAGGGACAACAUGAUCUCUAAUGCUAAUUUGAAGGGAAAGAUUUUGGAUUCAUUGGGUUCAAAAGAAGCUAUAAAAACCCAGAUCAAGCUUAUCAGAACUGAAUUGGAUGGAAUGAAGAAGAAACAACAGUCAGUUAAGGCUGAAAUUGAACAGGCUGAGAAAGAGAUGGAGGCCAUGGAGAUGUAUAUAGGUUCUUUACAGGAGAGAUUGGUAGCUAUAAACCAAGAAAGGAAAGGAACAGUCAAACACCUUAAUGAACUGCGAAAGCAAUGCGAUAAAGCGAUGACUUGCUACAAAGAAGGAUGUUGCUGCCCACGCCAGACUUGAGGAAUGUCAACAGAAGAUUAUCAAAGGAUGGAUUAAUGAUCAGGAAGCCAAGACAAACCACUUGUUUUGAAGCAACAAAGUACACAACAAACCAGUGAGGAAAGCAAGCCUUCAAUGGAAAAUCAUUCACUAAAUCAUCAGACUCUAGUUUCAAAACUAGAGGAAUCCAAGCUUGUUUCUGUAUUAAUUAAUUGAAGCCUGUCUCAGGAAUGAACAUGGAACUCCAGUGUAAAACACAAUAUGUUGUGCUGAAAAUUGUAUU